AUGGCUGACCCUCCGUCAGUGUUCCGAUUUGAUGUAACGGUAGGAUUUUGGGAGCACUUUUUUUAGUACUGUGUUUGUAACAAGUUUUGUAUGAAUUCAUUCAUAUUGGUCUGAGUUCUUAGUUACCAUUACACUUCGGUUUUGCCCGUAAAUUUCCCCAGAUGUUACUUAUUGUCCCGUCUUUAGUUUGAGCAUGUGGAAACAAGAUCGGUGCGUCGAAGUUUGGAGACCGAAGACGACACAGACCCCAACAUUUUAUGGUGGAUUCGGGCUGUUCCCCUCGGGCAUUCCGUCAUGUUUUAUUUAUGCCGAAACAUGAUUACCCAUUAUGGAGAGAUCAGGUAGGAAAAGAACAGGGAAAGGACGAGUCAGAUACGAGUAUUCUAUAGUGAAUGGAGAUGCCCAAUUGGAAACCGGGAUCAAUCGACAUGCAGUGAUGAGAGUAACGGAGAUGCUCGAAGAAUACAUGUCCCCGGCCAUCUCGCUGCCAGUCAAUCCGAGAAGAAAUUGGUUCAUUGUACAGGUGAAGAUACAACAUUUAAGACCAGAAGAGUAUCAGAAUCAUCACGUUGAACAAGGUGUGUAAGUGCAUAAAUACGGAUUCGGGUGACCGGACUAACGGAAAUACAGAUGUGUCAACCCUAAUCUCAUCCGUAGCUAUUUAACGGGGUGUAAUUUUCAAAAAAUACAUCAAAUGCCCCCGCCGAGGCGAGAAAUAAGUCUUUUAACGCACGGCUUAGAACAUACACAAUUCUUCGAGAGCACAAAAUUUUUCUUCCCACUUACGGUAAAAUAUUCCACAAAGGUCAGAAACAAACAUGAUUUUUGAAAUUUAGCACCAUCAAAACCUCUAACUCAAGCACUUAACUAAUAAAAAAAAUUAAAAAUCAUUUAGUAUCACUUAAAAACAUAAUAGGUUUUUUUGACCUUAGGUUAUAGACGCCUGCAUUCGUACUUUGUUUUGUUUGCUCCGAGAUACUUUUUGACUUGAUAUAUAUAUUAUAUUAUGUGUAUACCCAGUGUGAACAUCUUUAUCGUCAUCUGUUCAAAUAUAUUUUUUAUUUCAAAAAUUGAAUUUGUGCAAAUGUUUGGUUGUAGGUGCCAUUAAUGAAGAAGAGCAAUUCCAAGAUGAUCCCUUGGAGGGAUGCAGCCAUGAAUUUUUUAUGUCAUCCGAACAGAAGGACAUUGCCGACCGAUUAAUGUAUAUGAAUCUGUUCUCCAAAAGGAAUCUAGAGAUGUUCACAAGGCAAUUACAUUGUGAUCUCGACGUUUGCUGCGGGGAUGUCGUCAUCAAGGCCCACAAAUCUGUUUUAUCGGCUCACGCUGUUGUAUUUCGGUAAUUUCUCAUCUUAUUUUAGAGUACUUUUAGAUCAAUGUUUGGUUACGAAUUUACUCGCGAGAAUCAGAGCUCCACAUUAAUCAUUGAAGACUAUGGAUUGUAUUCUGUUCUAUUGAUGCUUCAAUGGUGUUAUACGGGGGAAUUGGAAACGUUGGACAAAGAGAUAACCCAAUUAUAUAACAUUGAAGAGGUCUCCGAGAAACUUCCGGAAGAUGUUUUACUUGAAUGCACAGAACUGGCAGAUAAAUAUGCAUUGGAUUCAUUGCAGGUAUUGCUUUUACUUUCAUUUCAAACCCGAUUCAGUUACUGUGUGAACAACAGUGGAUCGAUCGAUUGCGCAAGGACAAUGUUUGUUUGUAUCUCGUCUAUGCGGAGAUCUAUCAACUUUACAGUCUAAAGAUGAGUUGUGUGGAUAUGGUAAGCCGUACUGGUUUCGUCGUAAGAAAAAAUGGGGGAAUCGGGCCUUUUGAAAAACUUUUAAAUCUUUUUGCGCUGUGCAAAUUUUAUUUUGCCUGAACUGUGCAAGAAAAUAAGAGGCUGAAUAAAAUGAGCAAUUGUUUUUUUGGGCUUGGCACCUGGGUCUUCUAUGAGUCCUGAAAACCUCAGCAGUGAUCAUUUCCCCUGAACACUCAAUUUCAGAUUUCUUCGAAUCCGGAAAUCAUCCAGUCUUCAGAAUGGGAUCAAGUCCGAAGUUAUGGUAGCGAGACAGCCAGGAGACUCGAAUCGACUCUUAAAAAGGAUGACGAAGACGAGAAAUAG
This is a messenger RNA of Bursaphelenchus xylophilus (pine wood nematode), 2098 nucleotides long. The record is from the annotation of a GenBank genome assembly. Lineage: Eukaryota; Metazoa; Nematoda; Chromadorea; Rhabditida; Aphelenchoididae.